AUGCCUGAGGACAAGGAAUUCAGGCCCUGGCUGAUCGCCUGUCUGUCCUCGCUGGGGUUCCUGGCCGGUGAUGUCCUCAGCUAUCCCCUCGACACGGUCAUCACUCGCAUGCGCGUGCAGAAGACGCCGCUCACCCUGCUACAGACUUUCCAGAAGAUCGUUCGCGAAGAAGGCCCCAGGCAGCUGUUCCGAGGCAUCUCCCUGUCGACCAUGACCGCCUUCGUCCCCAGCGUCAUCUACUUCGGGGUGUACGAGAGCCUCAUGUUCAGGAUGAGUCAGUUAGUCGACCGCCUCAACUCCGAGAAGAGCUCGCUCGUGGACUCUUUCAAGAUGGCCUUUCCAUUAGCUGUCGCCUGCGUGGCGGAAGCACUCUCGCUGGUAGUGAAUGUGCCGUUCGACCUGGUCAGGACCCGUAUCCAGAGCGGUGAACCGGGGCUGGGAGGGCGGGUGUGGCAGGUGAUGGGCAACGUGGUGCGGCAGGAGGGUCUUGCAAGGCCCUACAAGUCAAGCCAUAUCUACAUCGUCUGCGCGUUGUCAUUCACAGGCCUGCAGUUCCAGUUCCUUGAGAUGUUCCGGUACUUCCUCACGGAGAACAUGGCGACCGUGCUGGCCAGCACUGCCCUGGCCACCGUGCUGACCAACCCCCUGGACUUCGUGAUGACCCGCCACGUGCUGCUCAAGAGUGACUCCAACAGUCUGCGGGUGGGGGCGCUGAUGCGGAAGAUGGCUCAGUAG
Molecule: messenger RNA, 735 nt
Organism: Hippocampus zosterae (dwarf seahorse)
Lineage: Eukaryota; Metazoa; Chordata; Actinopteri; Syngnathiformes; Syngnathidae
Product: solute carrier family 25 member 43-like
Exons: 1
Coding region: 1-735 (244 amino acids)
Biological process (GO): nucleotide transport; transmembrane transport
Source: RefSeq, a predicted model, not a curated record